Daphnia pulicaria is the source of this 594-nucleotide messenger RNA. Its product is annotated as collagen alpha-1(I) chain-like. Lineage: Eukaryota; Metazoa; Arthropoda; Branchiopoda; Diplostraca; Daphniidae. The transcript is spliced from 3 exons. The record is from RefSeq and is a predicted model, not a curated record. The annotation marks the transcript as partial.
AUGGGUUUCCUCCACAAUGGGGCUUUUUUUGUAUUAUUCGUGGUCAUUAUCAACAGCAUUGCUGAAAAAAGUGAUGGGUACGAACUACCCUAUCCUGCCUUACAUCUAGAAAUACCAUAUGCCGAUUACUACACGUUGUUGCGUAUAUUAUCGGUUUCUAAUCCAUUACUGAGCGAAUUUUACCAGAGAAAUUCCCCACAAGAUUAUAGGCCUACUAUGCCAAUUGCUGUGUUUCCAAAAAAUCAACAAUCUUCUAACGAAUAUGUUCAUCAAAAUAACCGACCAUUUUCUGGAAUUCUCCGAGGGCCUCCAGGGCCACCUGGCCGUCCCGGACCUCCAGGUCGGGAUAGCACAGCUUCACGCAUAGAUGCUUUUCCUUCAAAUGCAGAGUUCAGACAAAGUCCGGGACCACCAGGUCCACCUGGCCCACGAGGUGACCCAGGACCUCCAGGACCGAUGGGUUCAACCGGCCCAGCAUCGACGGCUCCUGGUCCUCGAGGUGAUACCGGUCCCCAAGGCGAUGCGGGACCACCUGGUGCAGAUUCAACUAUUGCUGGUCCACGUGGUGACGCAGGAACUCCAGGUCCUCCUGGC